Molecule: messenger RNA, 1344 nt
Organism: Phalacrocorax carbo (great cormorant)
Lineage: Eukaryota; Metazoa; Chordata; Aves; Suliformes; Phalacrocoracidae
Source: RefSeq, a predicted model, not a curated record
AUGAGGCCUGGAAGCAGUCUAGGGUUUGCUUUCUUCUGCUGGGUGUUUGGGGAGGUGGUUGCUUAUAACCCCUGGGAUUUCAUUAGAGGGGAGGUGGAGCUGUGGAGGUAUGAAGGGGAUUCUUCCUUGGGGCAGCCCCAUGCCUUCUCUCAGCCCUCCCCCUGGGCAUGGGUGGAUGUAUCCCAGCUUCAGGCUGCUGCCCCGCUGCACCCAGUGGCUGUGCAGUGCCAGGAGGCACAGGUGGUGGUCACAGUGCACAGGGACCUCUUUGGCAUGGGACGCCUGGUCAGGGCUGCAGAGCUGACCCUAGGCUCGGCUGCCUGCCUGCCUGCAGUUUGGAGUGGUGCUGAGACCACAGUGACUUUCAUGGCUGGGCUGCAUGAGUGUGGCAGCACCCUCAGGGUAACCCCUGAUGCUCUAGUCUACAGCAUGACCUUAAAUUACAAGCCUGUUCCUGCUGGCAACCCUGUCAUAAUCCGCACCAGCCCUGCUGUGGUUCCUAUCGAGUGCCACUAUCCAAGAAGGGACAAUGUGAGCAGCAAUGGUGUCAAGCCCACGUGGAUGCCCUUCCACUCCACCCUGUCCUCUGAGGAGAAGCUGUCUUUCUCCCUGUUCCUCAUGAAUGAUGACUGGAGUGCCAAGAGAGCCUCCACCAUAUUUCAACUGGGAGAGGUCUUCCACUUCCAAGCUGGUGUCAACACAGAGAACCACAUACCUCUGAGGCUCUUUGUGGACAAUUGUGUGGCCACCCUGACCCCAGAGAGGAGCUCUUCUCCCCAGUACACUUUCAUUGACUUCAGUGGGUGCCUGGUGGAUGGGCAACUGGAUGAUUCCACCUCAACUUUUAUAUCCCCAAGACCCAGGCAAGAUGUGCUUCAGUUUGCAGUAGAUGCAUUCAAGUUUGCAGGAGACACCAGCAAUCUGAUCUACAUCACCUGCCAUCUAAAGGUCUCCUUGGCUGACCAAGCUCCUGACCCUCUGAACAAGGCUUGCUCCUUCAACAAAGUCAGGAACCUCUGGGCUCCUGUGGAAGGCACCCAGGAUGUAUGCUCCUGCUGUGAGAUGAGGAGCUGUGGCUUGGCCAGGCAUUCCAGGUGGCUCCAUGCUCCCUCCCAAUGGCAAGGAGGACGUGUCCGAAGAGAACUGCCCUCUCAGCUUGAUCCAUUGAUGAAAGAAGCAGAUGUUGUGGUUGGACCUCUCUUCAUCCGCAGCUGGCAGGAUCACCCAGUUAGGAGGGUGACUUCAAGAGGUGGAGGUCACUUGUGGAUGGUGUUGGGGCUGGCUGCAGUUGCUGUUGUGGUCAUCCUGAUCCUUGCUGUUUUAGGAGCUCUGACUGUCUGCUAA